Messenger RNA from Guyanagaster necrorhizus, 1884 nucleotides. Its product is annotated as cytochrome P450. Gene Ontology annotation, molecular function: heme binding; monooxygenase activity; iron ion binding. The record is from RefSeq and is a predicted model, not a curated record. The transcript has 14 exons. NCBI's taxonomy places the organism in Eukaryota, Fungi, Basidiomycota, Agaricomycetes, Agaricales, Physalacriaceae. The coding region runs from base 194 to 1807 and encodes 537 amino acids.
CUUCGAUAUUUAUCAUAUUAGCAAGACGACACUCAGGAAGUAACCGCCAGCCGCUAAUGAGUCACAUCUGCUCAAAAUAUGACUCGGCAUGUGCUGCGAUUCUAUUAUUGUAGAGAUGUGAUUACUUUUUCCGUCUCUAGCACAUUUCCGACUAUAAAACCCACGCUGUCCGAAACUUAAAGGUGUCUCAACUAUGCAUCCCACGUCUUUGUUUAUCGUCUCGCUUCUCGCCAUUAUCACCGCCAUUUGUACCUCCAAACGAAAGCGUUCUGGCGUAAAGCAGCUUCGUGGUCCUACUGUGGACUCCUGGCUUCUUGGUCAUGACUAUGCCGUUCAGUAUCAAGACCAAGUUGGCGAUCUAGAGUAUGCUUGGUUUCGUGAAUAUGGUGCGGCCUUCCGUGGAGCUGCUCCCUAUGGUCAAAGUGUAUUGUUUCUUGGCGAUGCGAAAGGUCUACAGCACGUCCUUCAUGGUUCUGGAUACCGUUAUCCCAAAACCCCCGAUUCCGAUUAUAACACGAAUAUUCUAUUUGGGAAGGGGAUCGCCACAGUAGCUGGAUCCGUUCACCAACGGCAUAGGAAAGUCAUGAAUCCCGCUUUCUCCGCAGCCCAACUUCGGACUUUCCUUAGUCUUUUCCAACGAUCAGCCAAGAAGUUCUCUGGAAAGCUCAUUGCCAUUGUCGACGGAGGAGAGUCGAGUAUUAAUAUAGCUCCUUGGCUUGGCAAGCUGACUUUGGACAUUAUUGGCACAAGUGCAUUUGGAUACGAAUACGGCGCCCUUGACGACGAGAAUAACAAGCUCGCUAAUACACUGAACAAUUUAUUCCAUGACUCAGAACUCCUUCUGUCCCGUGCCGCGAUACUGUUUGCCACCCUGCCAAGAGUCCUGCCAAAGUCCCUCAUCCAAAUCUUGGACCUCAUUCCUUCCCGGCGAAAAAAACAUUUCUCCAAUUUCAAGGUUGCUGCACAAAAUGCGGGACGGGAAGUGCUCAAGGAGAACGUCGAGGGGAAUGAUUUAGAUUCGUCCACCGGCAAGGAUGUUCUCAGCAUCUUAGCGCGGGCCAACGCCCAGGAAGAAGAGAAGAAGAGGUUGAGCGACGAUGAAGUCCUUGCUCAGAUAGCGACACUUACCUUGGCAGGACACGAGACAACUGCAUCUACGCUUACCUGGACUCUAUUCGAACUAUGCAAUCACCCUGCGCAGCAAGAUCGUAUUCGGGCAGAAAUAGCGCAAGUCCGGAGCCGGUAUCAAACCAAAGGCGAACUCACUUCGGCGGAUUACGAUAGUAUGCCGUUUAUGAAUGCUGUGAUCAAGGAAACUCUCCGAUUCCAUCCUAUUGUUCCCAGCUUGUUACGCAGUGCUGCUUGUGACGACGUAAUCCCACUUACAGACCCAGUCAUCACAUCUGCAGGAGUCAAGCUCACUGAAAUAUCUGUGGAGAAGGGCCAGCUUGUUGACAUUUCAAUCGGAUAUUACAAUCGUAAUCCAACGGUAUGGGGCUCCGAUGCCGAUGUUUGGAAUCCAGAUCGAUUCUUGGGUGAACUGGACAAGCAGACGCCACUCGGGGUUUUUGCUAAUCUUCUGACCUUCAGUGCUGGAGUCCGCUCCUGUAUCGGCUGGCGUUUCGCCGUUAUGGAACUGCAAGUCAUCUUAUUCGAGCUUCUCGAAUCAUUCAAGUUCUCCUUCCCCAAAGCAGGUAUCGACAUCAAGCGGAAGCCUGCUGGGAUAAUGAUUCCCGUGGUAGGGGAUGAGAUGUCCAAAGGUACUCAAAUGCCACUACGCCUGAUUCCGAGUCCCAUCCAGUAUUGAAGACGUUUGUUCAAUACUGUACUACUGUUGUUGAUCGAUAUGCAUAUUUUCAUUGAACAAUAUGCAGACAAAUGGAC